AAAGCAGAGCCGGAUACCCUCUUCGUCUUCCACAGAUUCUCUCGUUUCUUUCUCCCAUCGAGCUCAAAUCAACUUCAUCAGGUUCUUUCUAAGGAAAAAGGAAUUUACUCUCUUGUCGAUCAAAUUCACCUAAAAGUGACUCGAAAACCAGCCGAUUUUGUCGAUAGAUCAUGGACAUUGAGCAGUUCGUUGAAGAAGCCGAAGUUCAAAACCAAUCACCGGAAGGUAAAGUUUCCAUGGAGAAGUGUAUGAAUUCACCAGACUCAGUCACAGGCUCGGACGAUACUGGCUUCAACUGCAAUAUCUGCCUCGACACCGUGCUGGAUCCUGUGGUGACGCUAUGCGGGCACAUAUAUUGCUGGCCCUGCAUUUACAAAUGGCUUCAAUUGCAGUCCAACUCCACCGAAAACCAAACCCCCAAACAGCCGCAGUGCCCUGUAUGCAAAGCCGAUGUUUCGGAUUCGACGCUUGUACCGCUUUACGGCCGGGGACAGACAAGCAAAGGAUCAAAAAGAAAGGCUUCUCAACUUGGCAUAGUUAUUCCAAAGAGACCUCUUGGUCCUGAUCUUGGCACACCAAGAACACCUAAUACUGCAAGUAGUCCACAAUUUGCACAUCAAAUACAACACCAUUUUCCAACUUCUCCGAUGCGUAGUCCCGGUGGCACUUACUCAUAUCAACCGCAAGUGUACGAUUAUCCACCUUCUCCAAUGCAUAGUCCUGGUGGCACUUACUCAUAUCAACCACAAGUGAACGAUUAUCCAUUUUCGCCCAUGCGUAGUCCCGGCGGCACGACAAUGAAUGUAAUGGAUCCACUGGUGCGAAUGCUCGGUGAAACAAUACACACAAGGGUUUUAGGGGACUCGAUUACGAAUUUAUACAUGUAUCCGAAUUCAUACAAUCUUGUGGGAAGCACUAGCCCUAGGAUCAGAAGGCACAUCAUGCAAGCUUAUAAGUCACUCGACAGAUUCAGUUUUUUCCUCUUGUGUUGCUUGCUUAUAUGUCUUCUUCUGUUCUAAUCUUACAUAGGUCUGUAUAUACAAAUUCGGCUCGAUGUAGCAAUAGUUUAAGAGAUGUCACAUCUUCUGUGCUGGGAUGGUGUUUUUUUUCCUUUCUUUUUUGAAUA
Hibiscus syriacus is the source of this 1126-nucleotide messenger RNA. Its product is annotated as E3 ubiquitin-protein ligase RMA1H1-like. Lineage: Eukaryota; Viridiplantae; Streptophyta; Magnoliopsida; Malvales; Malvaceae. Gene Ontology annotation, cellular component: endoplasmic reticulum. Gene Ontology annotation, molecular function: ubiquitin-like protein conjugating enzyme binding; ubiquitin protein ligase activity. Bases 171 to 1019 code for a protein of 282 amino acids. The record is from RefSeq and is a predicted model, not a curated record. The transcript has 2 exons. Gene Ontology annotation, biological process: ubiquitin-dependent protein catabolic process.